UGUUGUAAAACGCUUUUACCGGCGCUUUUGCUUAGGUUUCCACGAUUUCUUGAUUUGKGAAGAGAAGUAAAAACCAUUCGACAUAAUAAUAAUUGCUGCUGUCAAUCAACCUGGAUUUAUGACGACAUYGAUAUACUCWGUUUAAAAAGCCGUGUAACCAAGGAAAUYGAGCAACCGCGGCGUGCUGACUCACUAAGGGUUCGAGCGUGUAUUGGUCUUUAUCAUUGAAUAAUACAAAACAAUUGUCUAUUAUAAUCCAUAACUACAUCAAAGUGGUGGAGCAAUCUACGUAACGCAACCAUGGCUAUGAACUCCAAGGAUCGUAACAUAGUUAUCGGCGUUCUAGCAUUUUCGGCGAUUGUCAUCAUUGGAAUAGGAUUUGGAUUUGGAUUUGCAAGUCAGCAAAAGACUGCUGAUUCUGAUGCAGGGAAGAAAACACGUGUACAAACAACUACUCCUACUCCUCCAGCCAGCACUACAAAAUCCCCCUACCCUACCCCUGGUCCUGAAGCGGGWAAUAAAGCCUACGAUAACGCCGCUGUCGCAACUGAUGCUGGAAAGUGUUCUGAGAUAGGUCGCGAUAUCUUGAAAAAAAAGGGAAGUGCAGUAGACGCGGCAAUMGCGAGUUCGUUUUGUAUUGGACUCGUGAAUAUGCAUUCAGCAGGAAUCGGCGGCGGKGGAUUUAUGUUGGUAUAUAMCAAGUCUACUGAUACCGCAGAAACUUUGGAUUAUAGAGAAGAAGCACCAAAACUUGCAAAACAAAACAUGUUUCAAAAUAUUUCGUCAACUACAGGAGGCAAAUCAACAGGAAUACCUGGAGAAGUAAUAGGUCUUUAUGAAGCUCACAAGAAGUAUGGCAAGUUAGAAUGGAAAGAUCUUGUUCAACCCUCGAUUGAUUUAGCAAAAAAUGGCUUUCCAUUGCCUGUUCCUGUUUAUGAAGCCGUCAUGUUAAGUUUUGAUGCUGUUAAGGAGGACUAUGGGCUUAGGCAGCUACUUUUUAACGGUGACAAGAUGAAGCAGUUGGGUGAAACAAUCAAAAACCCGCAGCUYGCAAUAACAAUGGAAAAGAUACGAGACAAUCCGAUGAGCUUUUACAAUGGAUGUCUAGCUGAUGACGUGGUACGUGACGUCAAGAGAGCUGAUGGCAUCAUAACGAAGGAAGAUCUCAAGAAUUAUCGACCGAAAUGGAAGCAAGCUCUGAAAAGUGAAUGGACGGACCUGAAUUUGUACAGCACUGCUCCGCCAUCGAGUGGUGCAGUGAUAACAAUGAUUUUAAACAUUAUGAAAGGUUACAAUAUGACAAGCGAUGAUAUUUCCAGUAGCAAGGCUGCAAUCACCUAUCACCGYAUUAUCGAAGCGUUUAAAUAUGCCUAUGCCUGGCGGUCAAGAUUAGGUGAUCCAGACUUUAACAGCACUGACAGCACAUCUUAUACAAGUAUCGAUCAGAUGACAGAUCCAAAAUUAGCAGAGAAACUACGAAAAGGAAUCCAAGACGACAAGACUUAUCACAAUGUUUCUUACUAUGGUAGCAACUACGACGCAGGGACCGGCAAUCAAGGCACUUCUCACUUGUCUGUGUUAGCUGCUAAUGGCGAUGCUGUAUCGUUGACUACAACUAUUAAUUUCAGGUUUGGUGCAAAGUAUCGUUCUCCAGUGACCGGCAUCAUCUACAACAAUGAGAUGGAUGACUUCUCUACUCCAGGAAAGCCCAAUGGAUUCGGCGUCAGUCCRUCACCUAGCAACUACAUCAAGGCAGGCAAACGACCAAUGUCUUCUAUGUGUCCAAUAAUUUUCGUCAGGAAAAACGAUAAAACUGUUCGUCUGAUAGCUGGAGCAUCUGGUGGAACACGUAUAACAACAGCUACUUCGCUGGUUGCGAUGAACAAUCUMUGGUUUGGUCUUCCAAUCAAAGAAGCCGUCAGCAAACCAAGAGUGCACAACCAGCUUUCCAAUACAACAUACGAAGUCAAAGAUCCUCAAUAUACGAUAUCAGCAGACAUACGYAAAGGCCUUGCUUCAAGAGGAAACUAYUUAAUCCCCUCUAAAUCAUACGCUGUUGUUCAAGCAAUAUCGAAGAAUACCACUGAAAUGUUUGCACAGUCUGAUCCUAGAAAACACGGGUGGGCCGCUGGAUAUUAACUUAUUCUAUAAUGCAUCGAUAUCUUUUGUAUUUCAAUAGUAAUUUGUACUUUUUGAUAGUUUGAAUUUAAAAUCGUUUGUUCUUAUACAUAAUGAGUAAAUUUGAUACCUAAACUUUCCACUGAAUUAUAUAUUUAAAUAAAAUCACGCAGACGAAUAUAAAGAGGUUCCUUUGUUGGUAGGGUAUACAUUUUAUUCCAUUAUGUAUGAAGUUGUUAUUAUAUUGAUAAUAAUCCAUUGCAUUAAUCCAGAAAUAACACAUUGAUAACAUUUUCUUUACUGGUGCGUAGACAUUAUUUAUAAUCAUUUCAACUAGACAUAGUUUUGAAGUCAGUGUCGAGCCGAGGCGCUAAAUGGUG
Messenger RNA from Exaiptasia diaphana, 2498 nucleotides. RefSeq names its product glutathione hydrolase 1 proenzyme. Gene Ontology annotation, cellular component: plasma membrane. Gene Ontology annotation, biological process: glutathione catabolic process. The record is from RefSeq and is a predicted model, not a curated record. Lineage: Eukaryota; Metazoa; Cnidaria; Anthozoa; Actiniaria; Aiptasiidae. Gene Ontology annotation, molecular function: glutathione gamma-glutamate hydrolase.